Molecule: messenger RNA, 2659 nt
Organism: Mercenaria mercenaria
Lineage: Eukaryota; Metazoa; Mollusca; Bivalvia; Venerida; Veneridae
Exons: 2
Coding region: 152-1513 (453 amino acids)
Source: RefSeq, a predicted model, not a curated record
UACAUUGAUUAUGGCCUACUGCCAAUGUUAAUUGUUAAAUUCAAUUGAGAAACAUGUCGUAAAGUGUUAUAUAUUGGCACGUCUGAACUUAGUAAACUCAUAUUUUAGAUAAUCUGGAUAAUAUCUGUUAAACAUUGCAACUUCUUCCACUAUGGAAGAGUUUUCACGCAAGGUAUUCAGAGCCCUUGAUUCAAUUGGGCACGGCCCGGAUAUGAUACGGUUCAGGAGAAAAUUUUGGAGAUACUUCCCGAGGCAUUUCAAUCAAACAGAAGGCACAGAAAUAGGUUUGAGCCACAUGGUUGUAGGUAGUAAGGCAGAAGGCAUUUCCUCUGCGUUAGAGAGCGAUAUCGAUCAUAUGUUUCUGUUUAGUGACGUUAUUUGUGCUAACAGUCUGGAACCAUUUUAUCUUGUAGAAAACAUUACAUUACUGCAAACAGAUACAUCUGACACAUCGCCCGGCUAUACAAAGCUCAGAUUUAUAGACUGCAACGGCGAGAUGUCUGUGGCAUUAUUUCAUGAACAGGGUGAUCUAGCUGACAGGCAGGUGUUACAAGAUAAUUACAUAUCGAGUGAAAAGUUCCUGUCUUUUCAUUAUAAGGGUGUAAGGUCGGUAGAACCACAUCAUGGCAUGAUUCGUGGUCUAAGCGGUCCUGCAAUGGAAUCUGAGAGGUUUUACAAGGAGGACUGUGUUUGUGCGCUACAUUGCUACUGUCCCCAUUUGCUGGAAAACUGGAAAAGACGACCGCGUCAAUAUGACUGGCCUUCUAGAGAUACUCUAGACACUGUCGCAUCUAUGUUUGGUCAGUUAGUUCCAGUAGGCUUCAAAGGCAGUGGUAAUCAGAGACUGGAGUGGAGAUUUUGUUUUAUACAAUCAGAGCUAAAACUCACUUUAUGUCUCAACGAAACACAACUGAAACUCUACAUUCUGUUGAAAAUGAUAACAAAAGAUAUCUUAAGGUCAGUAUGCAGUACUAUUUCAUCCUACAUUAUGAAGAACAUUACGUACUGGAUAUGCGAAUUUCUCCCACCUUUUGUGUUCACAGAAAAGAACUUGCUGACAGUUCUGGUUUUGUCACUUAGGUUUCUGAAACUGUCACUGGAAAAAGGAAACUUUCUACCGUAUUAUAUGAUACCUGAUAGAAAUCUCCUCGCAGAACGACUAACGCCUAAGGAAUAUCAUGGUUUGGCAGAUAUUUUAGAUACUUUAAUUCAAGAGGGGCCGAGAAUCGUGCUACGAUGUAAAAAACUACAAUGCAUCCUAACGUGUGAACUUCAGAGACAGGGGAUCUUAUGGAGGUAUAAAAAGCAAAGAAAUCUGGUCGAAAAAAUGCAGCUGUUUCGUAUCCUCCUUGAUAAAUACGAUUCUUAUAAUGCAGAAAUUUUAGAUUUUCUUCUAGGAGCGAGGUUGUUAAACACUGUCCUACCAGAACGGAGACGUUUGAGAAAUAUGGGACUUUCGACCAGAGAAGUAGAUGUGAUAUAUAGAAAACGAUUGUCCACAUUUCUUUCAUAGUCCUUAGACAAACAGACAUAUUAGCAUGACCGAACAGGUUUCCCAGUAAAAUUAAAAAAAAAAAACAACAUUUCAAGCCCAUUAUUUCAAAAAAACUUCGGCUGGUAAACUUUCAGUGUGCAUGUAUUAAAAUCAAACUUGAUGACUUACAGCGUAUCAUGGCCUUACAAUUAUGAUACUGAAUCGUGUUGGGUAUCAUGGCUUACAUUCAGUAUAUCAGUAGGAAUCGCGAUAUUUGUUUUCAUAUCCAGGUCUGUAUUUUAUUUUUCUUCAACAGUAAUAUGGGCUUACUUUUAAAAUUUUAGCAGCAAAAAUAUGUAUCUUGCUCUUUGUGGACAUCGAAGUAACCUCAGAAAAGUUUUAUUUUUCGACAAUAAAGCGAAACAAUUUUUAAUUUGUUUAUUUCAAAUUUCUUUUGAAAUUACGUUGUACCGCGAUAAACAAAUACUCAUAAAAUAAAUGUAAGCAAAACUGAAUUGCAUGUAUGUGUAUUUGACAAAACGAGAUCUAGUACAGUAAAUGUGGAUAUUCAUAUGAAUGGAGAGAAAAAUGAGCAGGUCUACAUUUUUACUUUAUAAAUUCAGGAGUUAGUGUCUAUUUAUACAGUUAAUAUGUCUAAUGCAAUGAAAGUUUAAUAUGAAUACUAUUUUAUGUUCAAACUAAAAUGUCAUUGUUUGAUACCAUGGUUGUGCCGAUACUUUUGUAUGGAUGCGAGAUUUGGGGAGUUAAUAGUAAUUAUUCCUAAUGUGAAAUAAUAGACUCCGAACUAGGCUUUUCUAAAUGAAAAUUGAAGAAUACCAUUACAAAUUAUAUCAUAUGUAAGGAACGCCCUUCAAAUGUUUGGCUGAAAAUUGUGAAAAAUAACAAUUCUGCAAUCUGAUAAAACUAGGCAACCAUAUUCUGGUUGAAAAUGAAUUUAAUUUUAUAUUGUGUUAGACUAUAAAUAGAUGCCUUAUAAAUAGAUAGCAUAUUUAUGUUUCUUGGCAUUGUUGGAAUAUAUCUUAUUGUUUCGUGUCAACUUAGAAUAAAAAAAGAUUACAUAACUUAUCAAAUUUUAUUAAAGAUGACUGUAUACAAAGAUACAACACCCUUGAAAAUAUUAAUGUUUCCUGAAAUGUACAUUAUAAUAUAUUUUAUAUAACUUGA